ACUUUUUUGUUUUGGUUGGAGCAUAAAAAAUUCUUGCGUUAAAUAAUAGUACUCAUUGCGAUAAAUUUUAUAUUCUUUAAACAAAAAAGAACUCAAAAGAGUGGGGGAGUUGGAGAGAACUGGUCUUGGCAAUUAUUUUUCACUCUGCUGGCGACAUCAACUGUCAUCUUCAGGAACUGAAACAAAAACAAUUUAAAAUCUACUUUUGGUUCUGAUUGGCCUGAGCUGGAACUCACUCAUGAUUGGUGGAGAAUCAAUUAAUCUAACAAUGGAAAAUCAGCUUUAGAUAAAAUAAUUUCAAAAUGAAUACAUUCACAUUUUAUAAAUUUAAAUUAAUGAGAGAAAUUAUGUUAAUUUACUCGAAGAUCAAUUAAAUUUGAAUUUUAAAGUUUUACUGACUACGAUUUUAAAAAAUGAUUAUUUUAAUUCCCAAGAGAUGAAUUUGAAACGGUUUGAUGACUGAAGUAAAUCAGAUAUAUUUAUAAUUUGUUUGGAUCAAUUGUAUGUGUAUGUCCUCAUUUAAUUGUGUGUUAGGUCUGUCUGGUGGUUUUUGUUAUCUCGUAACAUUGAAAUAAAAGUAAACUGAUCACAGCUGGUGCAAUUAAUUUGAAUAUUGUAAAUAUAUGCAUACAUAUAUUAACAACUUUCACUUGGCGAUAAAUUCUUAGGAUUCUGACAUAGAUCUAGUGACCUUGAGAACAUUAUUUGUUCGGUAAUAAAGCCAGUAUUGAUAUGGAGAUUGAGGUGAACGAGAGUCAUCACUUUGUAGUAAAAAUAGUUAUUUAAAUUAUUUACGCAGUUUUAAAUUUUUAAAAACUGACUAGUGAUUCAAGAGGACUGGAGUAAGAAGUUGAAGUUUUUUUACUCAUUUUUACUGAAGCUAGAAAAAAUGUUGAAGAUCGGAGCGGGAAUAAGGAAUGCGGUAAGAACCCUGACAUCGUCAGCGGGUCGAAAUGCCAGUCCGAAAUUGGCACCACUUCAAGAGGCUGCUUUGGAAGAGCGCUGUAUUUUAGUUGACGAGUUUGAUAAACCAAUUGGUGACGCGUCCAAGAGAAAUUGUCACAAAGUAAACGCUGAAGGAGACGUUUUGCUUCACCGAGCGUUCAGUGUAUUUUUAUUUAACAGCUCAGGAGAUUUGUUACUACAAAAAAGAUCAGCAAACAAGAUAACAUUCCCUGGUUAUUACACAAACACAUGCUGCAGUCAUCCAUUGAUUGAAAUUCCUGGUGAAUCUGAAGAAUCAGACGCUAUCGGUGUACGCAAAGCAGCUCGUCGUCGUCUAUUUUAUGAACUAGGAAUACCGACAAGUGAAAUAAAUCUAAAUGAAUUUUAUUAUCUGACGAGAAUUCAUUACCAUGCCCUGGGCGACGGCAUAUGGGGCGAGCACGAGAUCGACUAUGUUUUGUUUUUGCAAAAAAACAAUGUGACACUAGACCCAAAUCCUGAUGAAGUCAGCGAAAUCCACUGGGUGUCAAAACAAAAUAUAAAUAAAUUUAUUCGCGAUUGUCAUUCGCCUCUUACUCCCUGGUUUGAGUUGAUCCUCACCCACAAGUUGCCUCUGUGGUGGGAGAAUUUAAAUAGCCUGCACAAGGUACAAGAUCAUGAUACUAUUCAAAGAUUUACCUAGAUUUGGUUUUUAAAUUUUGUAUAACUCGUCUAUUGUAUGUAAAAACUAAAGAAUAAGUAUUUUUUUAUGAAUAUAUAUAAGUCCAAAAAGAUGGGGCAUUUUGCUGGAUCGUGAUGGUGAUAUUAAUUAGUAUUAAAUAUUAAUUAUUAACAGGUGUAGUUGAUAAAUCUGUUUAGUAACUCAAAAGAUGCUGAUUGGCAGGUGAUGGAAUUAUUAUUUUUAAUAACAAUGAUCCUGAUAAAUUUUUAAGUACAUAUUUAUUAUUUAUAAACUCAUUAAUAAAAUGUCUACCAAGUCUUUAAUA
This is a messenger RNA of Microplitis demolitor, 1931 nucleotides long. RefSeq names its product isopentenyl-diphosphate Delta-isomerase 1 (gene Idi). Bases 890 to 1627 code for a protein of 245 amino acids. The transcript has 5 exons. Gene Ontology annotation, molecular function: isopentenyl-diphosphate delta-isomerase activity. NCBI's taxonomy places the organism in Eukaryota, Metazoa, Arthropoda, Insecta, Hymenoptera, Braconidae. The record is from RefSeq and is a predicted model, not a curated record. Gene Ontology annotation, biological process: isopentenyl diphosphate biosynthetic process; isoprenoid biosynthetic process. Gene Ontology annotation, cellular component: cytoplasm.